Exophiala aquamarina CBS 119918 is the source of this 2742-nucleotide messenger RNA. RefSeq lists its product as uncharacterized. The transcript is spliced from 4 exons. Lineage: Eukaryota; Fungi; Ascomycota; Eurotiomycetes; Chaetothyriales; Herpotrichiellaceae. Bases 1 to 2742 code for a protein of 913 amino acids. The record is from RefSeq and is a predicted model, not a curated record.
AUGGAGAGACCUGUUACUCCUGGCUCUGCCGCUCCUGCUGGCAAUUCUGCCCUUGCAGAUCCCUCUAUUCACUCGGCGCGACCGGCCAGCGCUCGCCCUUCCUCGAGACCUGUUUCUUACGCUGGUACUCAACAUACCGAUGUUGUGUCGCACGUGGAUAACACUCAUGGCGUAGGCGCCCCUCAGCAAUUAUCUGUGCUUUCGCAGGCAGCUGGUUCUUACGAGGAUGCCCCCAUGUCGGCGAAUCAGGAGGCAGCUCCAGAGCUUCCUCGGACCAAUUCGCACCUCUCGACUUCUCAAUCCAUACUACCCUCGAGGAGCGGCACGUUGAAGAAGAAGCCCUCGUUACAUAAGAGUACCAGCUUGAAGAGAACUGCUAGUAAACGGAGUAGCUAUGCUGGCUCUGUAAGGAGUUUGAAACUGGGCGAGAAGGAGAAGUAUGGCGAGACUGAGGAGACGAACAGCGUCUUUUACUGCCCUGUCCCUACCAGCGGCAACCCGACAGAGCUUCUCGCCAAUCGUUUUCAAGCGUGGCGCAAGGCUCUAAAGGACCUGAUCUCGUAUUUUCGAGAUCUCCACAAAUCUUACGAGUCUCGAGCCAAAUCAUUACUCGCAACCUCCACCGUGAUAAACAAUACAUCCUUGCCACCCAACUUAUACAGUUCCAAUGGAUUAGGUGACGCUGCAUACAUCUUGAAAGACUUUCACAAGCAAGCUAUUAGCGAGGCCAACAAGGCCCGCGAUCUUUGCAACGAAGUCGUCAUGCAAUUAACAGGCCUUCGCAGCGACCUGCAGCAGAAAAUCAAGGAAAUUAAAAGCUUGUCUGGUGACUUUAAGAAUUCAGUAGACAAGGAGCAAGAAGGAUCCAAGAAGGCCGUACGUUCCCUGCAGGAGGCUCUUGGUAUGGUUGACCAUGAUGCUGCCUCAACCAGCGGGAAAGGAGAUCCAUUCCUAGUGAAAUUAUCUGUCGACAAGCAGAUUGAACGCCAGAUUGAUGAAGAAAACUAUUUGCACCGGGCCUAUCUAAACCUCGAGGCCUCCGGUCGCGAAUUGGAGUCAAUAGUUGUUGGGGAAAUUCAAAAAGCGUACAAUGUCAUCGCCGGAAUACUUCGCCGUGAGGCUGACGAGGCUUAUGACACCGCCGAAAAGCUAAAAGACGGUCCUGUGGCUGUGGCAAAAGAUCAUGAAUGGGACGAGUUUGUCACCACUAACACCGCCAUGGUAGACCCCAGAAAUCCCAUCCGGCAGGUAUCUCAUAUCAUUUAUCCUGGCAAAGACCAUCCUGCAGCCAUCGAAGUUCGAAGCGGUAUGCUGGAACGGAAGAGUAAAUACCUCAAAAACUAUACCCCGGGUUGGUACAUUCUCUCUCCUACACAUCUCCACGAGUUUAAAUCCGCCGAUCGCAUAUCUGCCCAGGCGCCUGUUAUGUCGCUAUACUUGCCCGAGCAAAAGCUAGGAUCGCAUUCUGAGCCAGGCUCUUCGUCACACAAGUUUAUGCUCAAAGGUAGACAGACCGGCUCUAUGCACCGUGGUCAUGCUUGGGUUUUCAGGGCCGAGACCCACGAAACUAUGCUGGCAUGGUUCAAUGACGUCAAAGAAUUGACAGAAAAAAGAGGUGAGGAGCGGAAUGAGUUUGUCCGGCGACAGCACGCCCGAUCUCUCUCAGGGAACAGCAUGAAGCCCGCCAGUAUUAUCAGUUCUGAUGGAGCUUUGGAAGAGGAUGAAGCCGACCGCAUUGCCUUUGCAGGGGAACAAUCCGUCCGUGGAAAUUCGGUUUCAGAAGGAGCCGUUAUUGGCGGAAUCGAUGGUCUUGGAGCCGCUCCUGGUCACGAUCUUGAUGACAAUCGAUCUGAAGCUGGAUGGCGUCCACCUCAACAACGACCUGCACCAGGUGGGCGAUUUCCUUCAGACGUCAAUGUACAACGAGGCUUACAAGCACCCCUUUCGCCAUCUAGUGCAGAGAGCUCCGAUCGAGACCGUGACAUCAUAGCCGCAGCCGGCGCCCUGCCAGGAAGCGGACUUCCUUUUGCAAAUACAUCUGAAAGGCAUACAGAACUCCAACCCCCUUCUCGCGAAGCCUCUGCUAUGACUGGCGGUUCCUAUUCCCAAAAUCAUCACACAGCAGAUUCCAACUCGGCAAAUCAAUACACGCCCGGAGUUCAUCAUAACGUUAUCCAAACAACCCACGGUGUUGUCCCAUCUCAUGACAGUGGAAGCCAGUACGGCGAAUGGAUGGCACCCAUAGGCGCAGGUGCCGCCGGGGCAGCGAUUGGAGCUGGUGUGAUGCAUCACCAUCACCAGCAGCAACCUACUGUGGUAGAGUCCGCCAGACCUGGCUCGGAGAGCGCUAUCCCAGAAUACGGCCAUUCAUCACCGCCAAUUGCAGUCGCCACUGCUGCACCGAUCGAUGCCCCAACUGGUCCACGUGCUCUGAGCGACACAACCACAGCUCCCAGCUCCGCCGUUGGCAACACUACAUCAUCAAACACGGAAACUGCAACCCUAUCCACAGUCCCCACCAGCACAGGUUACCCCAGCCAAAAUGAGAGUAUGUUUAACAGCAACGGGGGCUUUGUUGGAACGAAGGUAGUGGCCUCUGCUCCAACCGACUACUUGUCGAAGCCCACUGAAAGAACUAAAAGCCACAGCACCAUCAGCGAUUUCCACAUACCAGGCGAGUAUCCUCCGACUCCUGCACUCAAUGAAGACAAGAAAUUGUAUCACGAAGUGCUCCAGAAGUGA